Molecule: messenger RNA, 2135 nt
Organism: Danio aesculapii
Lineage: Eukaryota; Metazoa; Chordata; Actinopteri; Cypriniformes; Danionidae
Gene: btbd10b
Product: BTB (POZ) domain containing 10b
Exons: 8
Coding region: 197-1498 (433 amino acids)
Biological process (GO): positive regulation of phosphorylation
Cellular component (GO): cytoplasm
Molecular function (GO): protein binding
Source: RefSeq, a predicted model, not a curated record
UGUCAGCAGUUGGUGGAGAUCAAAUUCGGUUUAUCAGAAAAAGCUGAUGGUCCUCUUUAAAUCUCGCUGGUUAUUAUUUGUUUCUGUUUACCUCACGGGAGAACACCGGUAGUUGUUUAUUUGACAAACGAUGCUCACGAUACUGUAAAGAAGUGGCCAUAUGUGUUAGUCUGGCCUUGACACUCUCCAGGUGAAAAUGAACAUGCAUGGUGCCAGUGGAGGCUGUGACCGGUCCAGAGAUCGACGGCGCUCCAGUGAUCGCUCGCGGGACUCUUCACACGAGCGGGGCGAAGGCCAACUCACACCCUGUAUUCGGAAUGUCACCUCACCCACACGGCAACACAACAGUGAGCGUGAGGGUGGCUCAUCACGGCCCAGCAGCCCCAGGCCUCAGAGGAUUUCUCCCAGCAGCAGCAGCAGUGGGGUGGCCAGCAGCCGCAACAGUAGCCUGUCCAGCUCAGAGGGCACCUACAAGAGCAUGGUACCCGGUGAGAUGGUCUUUGUCUAUGAGAAUGUCAAAGAUGGAUCCCGCAGCGUCCGCACAUCAGAGAAGGUCACGCUCAUUGUGGACAACACUCGCUUUGUGGUGGACCCCUCCAUUUUCACAGCACAGCCCAACACCAUGCUGGGAAGAAUGUUUGGAUCUGGCCGGGAACACAAUUUCACUCGACCCAAUGAAAAAGGAGAGUAUGAGGUGGCAGAAGGCAUCAGCUCCACUGUGUUUAGGGCCAUUCUGGAUUACUAUAAAUCUGGGAUAAUCCGGUGUCCUGAUGGAAUCUCCAUUCCCGAACUAAGGGAAGCGUGUGACUAUCUGUGCAUCUCUUUUGACUACAGUACUAUCAAGUGCCGAGACCUGAGUGCCCUGAUGCAUGAACUGUCGAACGAUGGCGCCCGGCGGCAGUUUGAGUUCUACCUAGAAGAGAUGGUGCUUCCUCUGAUGGUGGCGAGUGCUCAGAGUGGAGAAAGAGAGUGUCACAUCGUGGUGCUCACUGAUGAUGACGUGGUGGAUUGGGAUGAGGAGUACCCGCCUCAGAUGGGGGAGGAGUAUUCACAAAUUAUAUACAGUACCAAGCUGUAUCGUUUCUUCAAGUACAUUGAAAACCGUGAUGUAGCCAAAUCUGUUUUAAAAGACAGAGGACUCAAGAAAAUUAGACUGGGUAUUGAAGGUUAUCCGACAUACAAAGAGAAGGUGAAAAAGCGUCCCGGCGGGCGACCUGAAGUCAUCUACAACUACGUCCAAAGACCCUUCAUCCGCAUGUCCUGGGAGAAGGAAGAGGGCAAGAGUCGACACGUGGACUUCCAGUGCGUGAAGAGCAAAUCCAUCACCAACCUGGCGGCGGCGGCAGCAGACAUUCCCCAGGACCAGCUGGUGGUGAUGAACCCCGGACCACAGGUGGACGAGCUGGACAUUCUUCCCAACCACCCUCCUCCAGGCCACCACUACAGCAACAACUUCAACAACGAGCCUGACUCGGACGCCCCGUCGCCCGCCGUCUGAGAACAGGCCGGCCAUUCACAGCAUGCUGGAGCAUGAAACCCCAGUGACACUAUAACCAGAUUGCCUUCUGCACCUCCUCCACAGCCUUAGAGCCUCAACUGUCUAGUUACUGUAUUCAUAAAGAACAAAAAAAAAAAAAGAGGAAAAAAAAUACACCAUGGACUUGGGAUACUGGCAAGGGCAGUGCUCUCCUGAUCUGUCUUCGCUUAUUUUUAUUUUUAUUAUGUUUUUUUAUAUACUUGACCAAAGGAAAUUUGUUUUUAUUUGUUUGAAGUUAGCAACCUCACUUUUGUAAUUGGGCCUAUUAUAUGAUUAGAAAUAUUAUUAUUGUUCUUUUCCUUUUAUUGCAAUAUGAUUAUGCAUUGAAUUUAACUAUUAUUAUUAUUAUUAUGAAGUUCCUUUCACUUGAUGCAUUUGGGUUUGGUGCCACUUUGAUUUUGGGAAGCUGUCCGGUGAUCUCCUCCAAACUCCUGUGUGGUGAUGGCGGCGUCUCCUCAGGAGCUCCAUUUGCUUGGUGAGUGAAUGCAGUGUUUUUUCUUUCUUUUUUUCUUAAAUGGACAUUAAUUUAUCUGCUCAAGAUCUGUCUGUUCAAGCGCUUGAAAAUCAUUGUAUUAAUAAAGAUAUAUACUAUACUGUA